CUUCAUAAGCUACUUUCCUGAGCAAAGAGACAGAGAGAAAGACCAAGCAUGAAGAGUUUGUUGUUUUGUGUUGUGUUCUUAGAGCUUGUCUGGUGCAGUUAUGGUUAUGGUCAUGGCCAAACUAGGAAUCAUCAACCUCUUGCUCCGGCUUUCUUCGUCUUUGGAGAUUCCUUAGUUGAUAGUGGAAACAACAAUUACAUUCCCACUCUUGCACGAGCUAAUUAUCUUCCUUAUGGAAUUGACUUUGGCUUCCCCACUGGCCGUUUCUGCAAUGGCCGAACAGUUGUUGAUUAUGGAGCAAUGUACCUCGGUUUGCCAUUGGUGCCACCAUUCUUAUCUCCUGUGUCAAUUGGGGAAAACGUGUUGAGAGGGCUUAACUAUGCAUCUGCAGCAGCUGGGAUUUUAGACGAAACUGGUCAACAUUAUGGAGCAAGAACUACAUUUAAUGGACAGAUAUCACAGUUUGAGACGACGAUCGAGUUAAAGCUCCGGCCUUUCUUUCAAGACCCUGCAGAUCUCAGAAAGUAUCUUGCGAAAUCGAUAAUUGCGAUCAAUAUAGGAAGCAAUGAUUACAUCAACAAUUACCUUAUGCCUGAGAGAUACUCAAGCAGCCAAAUCUACAGUGGACAAGACUACGCAAAUCUCCUUAUCAAGACCCUCUCAACUCAAAUAUCAAGACUAUACAACUUAGGCGCAAGAAAGAUGGUGUUAGCUGGAUCAGGACCAUUAGGUUGCAUACCGAGUCAGCUAUCUAUGGCAAGCGGCAACAACAACAGCAACACCGGGUGUGUGACAAAGAUCAAUGAUUUGGUUUCAAUGUUCAAUAGCCGAUUGAAAGAUCUACCAAAUACUCUCAACACAACUCUUCCAGGAUCUUUCUUUGUCUAUCAAAACAUCUAUGAUCUCUUCCAUGACAUGGUUGUGAAUCCCUCUAGUUAUGGUCUUGAGAUACCAAACAAAGCAUGCUGCGGUAGUGGGAGAUAUGGAGGAGCCUUGACAUGCCUCCCGUUGCAGCAACCGUGCUUGGAUAGGCACCGAUAUGUCUUUUGGGAUGCAUUUCAUCCGACUGAAAUUGCCAACAAAAUCAUAGCUGAACAAACUUUCAGCAAGUCUACCAAAUACUCUUACCCUAUCAGUAUCUAUGAGUUGGCUAAACUGUAGAGACUUUAGAUAUGGGAUUUAUAUGUAACAAUUGCCCAAAAUCUUCAAGGUCAUAUCUAUAUUCCAGUGUCAUAAGUUAAACCUUUCUUUCUCAUACGUCGUUAUUUUGCAAAGUGACGCUCAAAAUGUAACAUAAAGCAAAAAGGAAAAUUUUCAAGACAGCAUAAUCUGUAUAUUAUGUGGACAAGAUAGAGACACAGAGAGAGUUUUCUUAUCCAGUGAAUGCUAAUUUACAGAAAGCUAGAAACAUGUUUAUCUUACAGUUUUUUCUCCCCGGAAUUGCCCUUCAUCAACAGUGGGGGUACAUGCAAAGUGCUCUUCGACUUAAACAUCUCUGACAUGAAUUGCGAAGCAGCCAAAUAGAUUUUCUUUCAAGAAUGAUGUGAAACAGAGCAUUGUUAUUGAUCACUGGACAGAUGCAUCAAAUCUUGGCUCAUAAAAACACACUUGGCUGUUGCAUGACUGAAGAGCACACCCGGAAAUCCAAGACCAAACCUUCUUAUCCACGUUGUACAGAAGACCUUUUCCUUGAUUCCACGACGUAAAGCAGAUCAAGUUAUCUUGUCCAAAACACUCGAAUCUCUCGGCAGAAAGUCUCAGAAGCGGUCGGAAGUACUUAUAAGGCAUUCUACUUAUCUCUACCCAAGAAACCUUCGUGUGGUCAAGCUCCCAUAUCCUCAUGCUUUGGAGGGUGCUGUAGAGGCCAAUCCUUCCCACGAGAAACAAUCUCUUGUGAGUUCCAGCGACGAGGUAACCAUCCAACAAAGAUCUCGGGAACUUAGCUGGAAUGUGUUCCCAUUGCCCCGUAUCAAGCCGAUACAUCAUCAAGCCGAGAGGCGAAAGAGUUUCUAGAUACAAUCUGGAAUCACAGUACGCCAUUUUCGAAGAGCAUAAGUUCACCGCAGGCAUUAUCUGGUGUAAGGACCAUUUGUCAGUUUUGGAGUCAUAAACUUCGGUAGGAAGUGACUUGUCGCCGUAAAUAUCACUUGUGGCUAUGACUUUGAAUGAUCUCUCUGAGCGAUCUACAACCAUAAUCAACUGCCUUUGUUGAUUGUAGUGCAUACUCGGCAGCGUCCUCCAACUCUGCAUCAGAGGAUUGCAUACUAAAGUUCUGAAAGUUAGACCAUCAAGUCCCGAAAAGCAAACGAGACCACCUGAAGAUCCAACCAACCAGAGAGCCCAUGGAGGCAGAAACGUGAAGGGUACUUUGUACCACGUCUUCAAGGGCAAGCUGAAAACGGAGCAUUGCGGAAUCUGCGGCGAGUUCUUCCAAAAAGUGAGGAGACAAGGUCCGUGAGAGGAGACAUUCGAGUGAAACUUGAGAAAACCAUUAUCCUGAAGAAUCGAGUUCCAUUUUUUACAAACGGACCGGAUUCGAAAUAUCAUAAAAGGUGGAACCCUAGCUAAAAUCUCGUUCAGCAAAUCCUCUGGAAGCAUUGCCCAGAUACCAUCCUCCAUCUGCACAUCAGCAACAACGGGUUUACCAAAGGAAGCUACGGUCUCUUCCUCCAGACCACGAGGCUUCGUCUUCACCACUUUCUGCCUAGAAGGGCUCGUGUUUCUCGACCCUACUCGACCUACAGGGCUAGUGUUUCUCGACCCAGAACGCUUCAAUGGCGAAGCUUGCUUCGAUGAAGUACUCUCUUCGUCUCCAUUCUUCAGAGAUGCAGAGCAAGCCAGCAAAUUUGCAGAGUCCGAUGACUUUUCCACACUACCCAUCAGCAAUCCCCAAAAACCGAGACGUUCCAUUCAAUCUCAAAUCCAAACCAUCAGCUGCCUCAAGAUGGCUUAGAUUUCCCCAAAACCCACAAGAAGAUCAGUCGAUCAUCGACGAAGCAGCAAACCAGUAGAUCACCAGAUCUCUGAACAAAAAACCCAGCAGAAGAACAACAAAGUGCCCGCAAAGGAACUCAAAACUCGGGCAAAAAAUCGAUCGGAAGCCACGCAAACAGCUAGCCUGGAGUUAGAGCAAAGACUCUAACUUUCGAUCAGUAAACAGUAAUUUACCUCAAAGAUAUUAUGCAACAAGCUUCAUCAUUUGGCAUCCAAUGACAUAUAUUUUGCCAGAUGAGUUUUUUUUCUUCUCGAGAGCAACGCGGAGAGAUAGAGAGAAAACAAUUCUGCAUCUGCAGCUUCAAUUCCGAGAAAGGAAACAAAAAUCGGGCUUGCUACUUCUCAAACAGAAGUAAAGGGGCUAAUUUGUAAUUUAUUAAAAAUAUAGAGAAGGAUAAUAUCAAAU
Messenger RNA from Thlaspi arvense, 3400 nucleotides. The record is from the annotation of a GenBank genome assembly. Lineage: Eukaryota; Viridiplantae; Streptophyta; Magnoliopsida; Brassicales; Brassicaceae.